This is a messenger RNA of Eubalaena glacialis (North Atlantic right whale), 1363 nucleotides long. It is a transcript of the gene CENATAC, whose product is annotated as centrosomal AT-AC splicing factor. The transcript has 10 exons. The coding region runs from base 36 to 1217 and encodes 393 amino acids. The record is from RefSeq and is a predicted model, not a curated record. Lineage: Eukaryota; Metazoa; Chordata; Mammalia; Artiodactyla; Balaenidae.
GCGGCUGCGCGUCGCGGAUCCCCAGUCCUGGGUAGAUGGCGUCGGCGGAGCGCUGUCCUGUUUGCCGCCAGACCUUCUUCUGCGGCCGUGGACACGUCUACAGUCGCAAGCACCAGCGGCAGCUGAAGGUGGCUUUGGAGCGGCUUCUGCCUCAGGUGGAGGCCGCCCGCAAGGCCGUCCGCGCCGCUCAGGUGGAGCGUUACGUGCCCGAGCACGAGCGGUGCUGCUGGUGCCUGUGCUGCGGCUGUGAGGUGAGGAAACACCUGAGCCACGGAAACCUGACCGUGCUGCAUGGGGGGCUGCUGGAGCAUCUGGCCAGUCCAGAGCACAAGAAAGCAACCAACAGAUUCUGGUGGGAGAACAAGGCUGAGUUCCAGAUGAAAGAGAAGUUUUUGAUCUCCCCCCAGGAUUAUGCACGAUUCAAGAAGUCCAUGGUGAAAAGUCUGGAUUCCUAUGAGGAAAAAGAGGAUGAAGUGAUUAAAGAGAUGGCAGCUCAGAUCCGUGAGGUGGAACACAGCCGGCAGGAGGUGGUUCGGUCUGUCUUAGAGGUUGGUUUCCCUCGGAGGAGCCAGAGCACCUCAGACAGUGCCAGACCCAGAAGAGGGCUCUUCGGCACCUGGAAGCUGGAACGGGACAAACAGGUAAGGUUGUUAGGAAACCUCUUAUUGGGAGUUCUGACAUCUCUUAGAACAUUCUGUAACUCUGGUUGGGAAAAGGGAACAAAUCUCAUCUUUGCUAUCCUCAUGGCUCAAGGACCUUGUCUGCCAGCCUGGCUCCUGUUUGUCUUUUUCAGCCAAGUAGCCUCCACCUCACAGCAGCCCUCAUAUGUGGACCUGCCACCAGCCCCAGAGCUUGACUGGAUGGAGACAGGACAACCUCUGACAUUCAUUGGCCAUCAGGAUACACCAGGAAUUGGUAACAUCCACUCAGGUGCCACACCUCCCUGGAUGGUCCAAGAUGAGGACUGUAGCUCUGGGAACCAACAAAUAGGACCCUCCUAUGAAGAGUUUCUCAAAGAAAAGGAAAAACAGAAAUUGAAGAAACUCCCACCAGACAGAGUUGGGGCCAACUUUGAUCAUAACUCCAGUACCAGUGCAGGCUGGCUGCCCUCUUUUGGCCGGGUCUGGAAUAAUGGACGCCGCUGGCAAUCCAGGCAUCAAUUCAAAACUGAAGCCGCAGCAAGAAACAAACAGCAGCCACACAGAAAGAAAAGUUAAUGGUUUCCUAAUACAUUUUCAACCACUAUAAUGCUCAAAGCCAAAUCAACAAGCAGAUACCUACUAUUAUCCUUUGUAACUGCCUUUCUUAGGAAACAGACAUGCCCACUUAUUUGAUUUAAUAAAGUUUUAUUUUUCAAAAUAUA